ACAAAGCGCCAACGUGAAUGCUUCGGAGAGGCUUCCAAAGAAGUGACAACUCGCGUGGGAGUUCCCACCCUUAAUCUCCCAGCCGGUGCCCUCCGUCCUGCCACCCAAAGCCAAUUUCCCCUGCCCCGGAUCGCGCCGCAGUUUCGAUUUCCUCGCCAGGCACGCCUUCCCCCUCUCUUACGUUUGCAAAGUCCAGCCGCCCCGAAAGCAGCCCGGAGAGGACCAAAACCGCGCGUCGUUCUGGAGCACUUGCCCAUUUUUCCCUUAGGCGAUCGGAGGCGAGGAAGGAUCCUGCAGUCAUGCCCUCCGCGCGGAAGAGACGCCCCCGCGGAGCCCCUAGUAGUAGUUCCCCGGCAGGCUCGGUUCCCAAACCCGCGCCCCGGAGGCCUGGAGAGCAAGUGGCCGAAAAAAAGAUGCGCAAGCGGCGAUCCCAAGACAGCGAUGGGUUGGAUUCCUCUGCCGCCGUCUCUUCCCCGCCACUCCGAGCCCCGUUGCUCUUGUUCCCAAUGGCGGGGUACCCCCGCAGCAUCUUCAAAGAGGAUCCUGAAGCCAUUUGCCAGAUCAGCUGUAAGCAAAGUUACUUAGCCAUGGCGCAGGCAUCUAAAACCGUCCUCCUUUUCGGCUGGGCUCAAGACCAACCGCAUCAGCCCCUCGUGGAAAGUCGCAGACCCAUCUACUUAAAAGAGAAGAUAAAUUCACUGGAUUGUGAAGCAUCUCACCUGCUUAUUCUCUCAUCAAAUGGAAAACUUUCAGAGUAUGAUAUCACAACCAAAACCCCACAAAUAAGACUACUGAAAGAAUUAGGAAACAAACAAAUUGUUCAGAUUGCAUGUGGUGACCAUCAUUCCUUGGCUCUUUCAAAAGGAGGAGAACUCUUUGCCUGGGGUGAGAAUGAACACGGCCAGCUUGGAAUGGGAAAGGUGAUGGGUCACAUUAAGGAACCACAGCUGGUACAAGCAUUGGAAGGCAUUCCUAUGGUUAACAUUGCAGCUGGAUCUGCUCACAGCUUGGUCGUCUCUAUCUUUGGGACUGUUUACUCUUGGGGAAAGAAUACGUAUGGACAACUUGGCCUUGGAGACACAGAAGACAGAUACAUUCCUGCCAACGUGAAGGCAUUGGAGCUUAAGAAGACAGUUUUUAUUUCAUGUGGUGGCGAGCACACUGCAGUUCUCUCAAAGGAUGGAUUAGUCUCCACCUUUGGAUCUGGUUGCUACGGUCAGCUUGGCCACAAUUCUACCUGCAACGAGCUGUUUCCACGUCUUGUGGCAGAGCUGUUUGGUGCAGAGGUGACCCAGGUAGCAUGCGGGAGAUGGCACACUUUGGUUUAUGCCCCGGCUCUUGGGGAAGUAUAUUCAUUUGGCUAUGGAGCAGCAGGGCAACUUGGAGAAGGAAGAACAAGUGACCAGCUGGUUCCUCUUCCGCUUAAUCUGGCUAUUCAUAAUAAACACAUGAAGUACAGAAGUAGCUUGGACAAGGUAGUUAAAAUCAUUGCCGGAAACAACCAAAGUAUUGUGCUUCACCUGGAAGAAAAGAAUGCAUACACUAAAGUAACGCAAACACUGGCCACAGUGGAGGAGGAAAAGGUUGCUAAGUGGUUGUCCAAUUCGGAUCCCAGCUGCUGGAAUAAUAUAAAAUGGAAUAUUAACUUGAUCUUCUCAUCGGCAGCUUGCAUCAAUGGCAGCUUUCUAGAACAGAGAGAGGAAAAAUUCAGAACAUUUGAGGAGACUGUUGGUGUUGAUAUGUCAGCUGUUCUUCUUUUCUUUAAGAAGAUUGACGCUAAGCCUAAAAUCUUCACAAAGGUGAAAAAGGCUCUGAAGAGCCUUCUAUGUGGUCCCCUUUACUCUCCAACCUCGCCAGAAGCACUCAGGUUCUUCCUCAUUGUGCCCGUACUUUUACAAAAUCAAGAUUUGGAUUUGGAUCUCCUUAAUCAAUUGGCAGAAGCAAUCUGGAGACUCCCACAGAAAGGCAAGCAAGCACUUGAAACUCUAUGGUCCAAUUUAGAAGUGUGCUUCUUUAAGGAUCUGGUGUCCAUGUUUCGAAGGCUUAUUGGUAGUAACAUAUCGUCGUACUGUUUCAACAAAGGUGGAUCUCCUAUACCUCUUUGGGUCUCCCAAAUGCUUUAUGAGGUAAAUUGCAGGUCUGGCUUCAAAAUUCAGGAAGGUAAUUUUCAUGUACCUGAAGUAAAGAAAAUAAUUUUAAAUUGGAAUACCUUCCCAAUCGUUUACGAUUGGGCUUUAUCCGUGUUCAGCCAUUUUCCUUGGAUCUUGAAUCUUGAAGAUAAAAUUGUGGUGCAUAAAUCAAAAUGCAUGGUGUUGAACCUGGAAUACAGUUUGAAAUACAAUACACCCUCGACAAUGAAUGUAAGGAAGCAGUAUUUACUACAGGAUACCUGGCACUAUCUAAGAAAUGUAGAAGAAAUUCACUUUCAUCAAUUUUUUCAAGUGUAUUUUCAAGGAGAACCUGACAUCAAGUAUGGAGGGCUGAUCCAGGAGUUCUUCACAAUCAUCAGCAGACAACUAUGUGAUCCAGAAGCAGGAGUAUUUAAGCACUAUGACAAAUCACACCGUAUUUGGUUCUCUCAUGAGGUAUCAACACAGGAAGACAUAUAUUUUUUAAUUGGGAACCUGUUUGGAAUAGCGCUCCAAAAUCUGAAGAUAAUUGCUUUACCUUUCCCUCUUGCAUUGUUCAAGAAAUUGGCAAAUAUGGUGCCAACACUGGAAGAUUUAAAAGAACUCUCUCCUACAGUUGUACGUAAUCUUCAGAAUUUACUGGAUGAACGCAGUGAUGACAACAUUAAAGGCUGGAUGUUGGAUUUCACGGUAGUAGAAGAGUGUAAAGGAUCCAUAAUUGAUGUUGAGUUGAAAGAAAAUGGUGCCAACAUACCUGUUACUUUAUACAACAGAAAAGAAUACGUUGAUGCUUAUGUGAAUUACACAUUUAAUGAUUCGGUGAAGAAGCAGUUUGAGGACUUCCAGCGUGGAUUUCAAAGAGGUUGCCCAAGUACAACAUGGAAAAUGUUUCUUCCUGUUGAGCUCCGCAGUAUCCUGUUUGGACAUACCACAUACAACUGGGACCAAUUAGAAAAGAACGCCAAAUAUGAAGGUUUUGAAGAAUCAGAUGAAAUGAUCAAGAAUUUUUGGACAGUAUUUCAUGGCUUUCCUGAAGAAAGCAAGAAAGAUUUUCUUGUUUUUCUCACAGGAACUGCUCACAUUCCAGGAGAAGGGAUGGACUCAAUAACUAUUGUUGCCGUAUAUAAAGCAAAUCCAGACCAGGAGUUGCCAACAAUUCACAGUUGCAGUAAACGUUUGUAUCUCCCGAGAUACACUGAUAAACACAUUCUUAAAAAAAACUUAUUGCAUUCUAUAGAGAACUUUAGGGACAUUGGCCUGGCCUGAAAGCUAGAUGUGGUCUUCAUUCUGCUAUGAUAGUAGGACAUUUGGUUCUUAUGCCCAGGAGGGCUAGAAUAUUUAAAUUCAGCAUCCCACCUCACCAUGCAGUUUUCCUGAGCGAUCUUGAACGAGUGCGUCGGCUGGAUGGUAAAAGAGCAAGGAGCCUUUGUGCAGACCAGUGAUUCUUGAAGAAAGUAAAUAAAGAGUUAUGUAACCCUGA
Messenger RNA from Pantherophis guttatus, 3609 nucleotides. Its product is annotated as E3 ISG15--protein ligase HERC5-like. The record is from RefSeq and is a predicted model, not a curated record. Gene Ontology annotation, molecular function: ubiquitin protein ligase activity. Lineage: Eukaryota; Metazoa; Chordata; Lepidosauria; Squamata; Colubridae. Gene Ontology annotation, biological process: protein ubiquitination; ubiquitin-dependent protein catabolic process. Gene Ontology annotation, cellular component: cytoplasm.